AUGGCCGUGCCAUCCGAAUUCGAUUCAAAUGCCCUGCACAAUAUCCAAGCCUUGGUCUUUGAUCUAAUGGGAACCUGCACCGACUGGCACACCUCCGUCGUCUCCGCGAUGCGGCAGCACCCCACACCGCCCCCACUGACCGAUGCGGACCUUCCGCCGCUUGCGCUCGCCUGGAGGGCAGGUUUCUUCCAUGCGAUAUUCGCAUCGUUCGACGCAGGCGAGGCUGCACCGGACAUCGAUAUCGUGCACGCGCAGGUGCUCGACGCGCUCCUGCAUGCGCGGGGUGUCGGGCACGAUGUGUGGGGCGCAGAUGUGAGAGAGAGUCUGCCGAGCCCCGAGAUCUACCUGAAGGCUCUUGCCUUGCUGGGGCUCCGCCCAGAACAGACGGCAAUGGUCGCUGCGCACGCGUACGAUUUGCGCGCUGCAGCAAACCUAGGGAUGAAGACAGUAUAUAUACAGCGCCCUACCGAAGACCCAGAGGAAGACUUGAACGCGAUCAGAGCUAAUGUUGACGUCUUCAUCGACGGGACGGGGGUCGAGGGGGGAUUGCUAACAUUGGCGUCUCUGCUGUCCGUAUAA
Fibroporia radiculosa is the source of this 579-nucleotide messenger RNA. RefSeq lists its product as uncharacterized. The transcript has 3 exons. The record is from RefSeq and is a predicted model, not a curated record. NCBI's taxonomy places the organism in Eukaryota, Fungi, Basidiomycota, Agaricomycetes, Polyporales, Fibroporiaceae. Bases 1 to 579 code for a protein of 192 amino acids.